Messenger RNA from Diospyros lotus (date-plum), 1900 nucleotides. RefSeq names its product F-box protein At3g07870-like. NCBI's taxonomy places the organism in Eukaryota, Viridiplantae, Streptophyta, Magnoliopsida, Ericales, Ebenaceae. Bases 231 to 1361 code for a protein of 376 amino acids. The record is from RefSeq and is a predicted model, not a curated record. The transcript has a single exon. Gene Ontology annotation, molecular function: protein binding.
UUCACGUCUCCUCAAAUGCCUAUCGCAUCUUUGAUAGGGCUUCGAGCUUCGUCAUGCUCCCUCCGUCGAUCAAACCGUAGCUUUUCGUCGGUUUUAGGGAUCAUGACGACCGACAGAGUGUGUAGUUGAUUCUCAAAACUUGAUAUUCCUUUCUCCGUCUCUCUCUCUAGUUGUAGGCUUCGUUGUCAUCUCCUUUUCAUAGUUCUUACGAAUCAGCACAAUCAAGCAGAAUGUCAGACUACAUACCCGAGGAAAUCUUGCGUGAAAUUCUCGUAAGACUGCCUGUAAGGUCUUUGCUUCGAUUCACAUCUGUCUGCAAAUCAUGGUACUCUAUAAUUAUAAACCCUAGUUUCAUCUCCCUCCACCUCAAUCGAACCCUAGCAAACAGAAAAUCAAACGACGACAAGCUUCUACUUAGGGUUUAUACCAACAAUGACAGGAAAGAGCACUACUUCGUGUUAUCCGACGACGACAAGUUCGGAGAUGAGUAUAUGGAAAUCGAGUGCCCAAUAAAAAGCUAUUUUGGGUAUUUCAGGAUAGUUGGCAGAUGCAACGGGUUGAUUUGUUUUUGCGACGAUUACUUCCGAGAUGCGCAAAACGUUAUUAUCUGGAACCCAUCGAUUAGGAAAACAGUGUCUCUUCCCUUGCCCUACAAGCCUCAGCGCCCGCAUAUGUUUGUUCUUGGAUUUGGUGCCCAUCCUAUAACUCACGAGUAUAAGGUGGUCAGGAUUGUGUAUGAGAAAGAGGAUCUACACCGCUUCAAAGUUCCUUCAGAGGUUGAAAUCUAUACCCAAGCGACGGGGAAAUGGAAAGGCGUUAAUUCUGCUCCUCCUCCAUAUUGUAUGGUUGAAUUUUCAUGGUCACAGGUUUUUCUGAAUGGAGCUGUACAUUGGAUUGCUUAUGAUCCAUCUGUGGUAGGUGCUUUUCGCAGUUUGAUAGUGUCAUUUGACAUGGGGGAGGAGGUAUUCCGGGAGGUGAUACUGCCUUCUGCCCUAGCUGAACAGCGUCCGACAUACUUAUCUGUCGCUUCAUUUGGAGAAUCGCUUGCUGUGCUGUGCAGUGCGCAAAUGGGAAGGGGGGCUUCCUGUGUGUGGGUGAUGAAAGAUUUUGGACUUGUAGAAUCUUGGACUAAAUUGUACAGUGUUAAUCUACCAGGGGUGUUAGACAGAACAUUGGGAUUUAGGAAGAACGGUGAAGUGCUGUUAUCAACUACUUAUAACUCGCUGCUCUCUUUUGACCCUGGGACCAGAACAAUCAUGAAUACAGGAAUUACAGGGAGUUCUUACUCAUUUAAUGUUGAUACGUUCAUGGAAAGUCUGGUGCUACUGAAGGACAAGGUGGUGGUGCCUUGGAGAGGUUGAACCAUCUAUGAUGGUUGUUGCACUUUCCAGGGGAGGAGAAAGGGAUCCAGUCGAAUGGUAUCAGUAUGAAGUUUGUUAUUUUGUUAUCAACUAACUACUAUGGUUGGCUAGCCCUGGAACCAGAACAAUCAUGAAUACAGGAAGUUAUAUCGAGUGCAUACCCAUUUAAUGUUGAUUCUUUCAUGCAAAGUCCGUUCUACUAAAAGCACAAGGUGCAGUCUCAGAGGGGCAGUUGAACCCUGUCACACCUGUCCUUCAAUUCUGGAGAAUAGGAAGGGAUGGAAAUGAGUGGAAGCGGUAAUAAAGAUUCUAAUUGCAAUGUAACGAGGAUGCAAGGAAUUAAAAAAAAAAAUUACCAACCUUUUUCAUUUGAGCAUGAUUUUCCCUAUUUGUACCUCCUCUUCUAAUGCGAAAGAGAGUAAAUCACAAACUUACAUGAAUUGCAAGUCUUAACCAUUACAGUGAUUGCACAUGCACCAGCAGCUUGUAAUGCCAUGGCAUGUCUAAUUUUUGUGCGUGAGUUCCUCAGAUUAUAAAAA